CAGGAGCUGUUUGCCAGACUCACCCAGGGACCGGGAACGGAGCGAACCUUCCCCUCCGCACACCGCUCAGCGCCGCCGGCGCAGCCUGGGCACGCAGGAGGGCUCCAGACUCACAGCAGGACAGAGAAUCCUCACUGCCAAAGCUGCCUGGGCACAGCCACUUCCAUCUGGCCCUUUCCUGGUUGGACAGCCCUGGCACAUCUCAUCGUAUCACACAGCCUCACUGGGACAAGGGGACUUUGACUGUCUUCGUGCCAUCACACCCCUGGCUAUGCCCCAGGCUGGGCACUUCCCACCUCGCAGCCGCCGGUGAGCAGGGAAUGAGUUUGAGCCUCCUCCAGGUGACUCCGUUCUCCACCAGCCACCAUGGACUGGAAGACUCUGCAGGCACUGCUCAGUGGAGUCAACAAGUACUCCACAGCCUUCAGCCGCAUCUGGCUCUCCGUGGUCUUCGUCUUCCGCGUGCUGGUCUACGUGGUGGCGGCCGAGCGCGUCUGGGGGGACGAGCAGAAGGACUUUGACUGCAACACGCGGCAGCCAGGCUGCGCCAACGUCUGCUACGACCACUUCUUCCCCAUCUCCCACAUCCGCCUCUGGGCCCUGCAGCUCAUCUUUGUCACUUGUCCUUCCCUCCUGGUCAUCAUGCACGUGGCCUACCGGGAAGACCGCGAGAAGAAGAACAGGGAGAAGAAUGGGGAGAACUGCCCCAAGCUCUACAGCGACACGGGCAAGAAGCACGGCGGGCUGUGGUGGACUUACCUGCUCAGCCUCUUCUUCAAGCUCAUCAUAGAGAUCCUGUUCCUCUACCUCCUCCACAAGAUGUGGGACAGCUUUGACUUGCCACGGCUGGUCAAGUGCUCCGACAAGCCCUGCCCCAACACUGUAGACUGCUACAUCGCUCGGCCAACCGAGAAAAGAGUCUUCACCUAUUUCAUGGUCGGAGCCUCCUCCAUCUGCAUCGUCCUCACUGUCUGUGAGAUCUUCUACCUCAUUUUCAAGCGGGUCGUGCGGAGUGCGCGGAAGUGGAGGAAGUCUGUCAAGCGCUCUGUCAGCUACAGCAAAGCCUCCACCUGCCAGUGCCACCCGAAGCUGGAGGAGAAAGACAACAAGUCCCAGACUAGAGGAGAGGAGCUGUGAGCUCACCCAUUCCAGGACCCUUCACCUUCCUCUUGGCCCAGCAGCAUCUCAAGCCUGCCAAGUCCCUGAACCCUUGAGAGUCAGCCCAUGUGAAAAAUAACUACAGCCAACAAACUGAAGCCCCUCAAGAGACCCAUGGGUGCCUGAGCAGAUGCAGGUAAGGCCAAGGCAGCCCUGGAGCUCUUCUGUCUGCACGUGGUGGCACCAUGGGAGCUUGGCCAUCACAUCAACAGAGACCAGUGCCCUACCCAGCAGCAAGCCUAGUCACAAGUUGCAGAGAUGGAGCCAUCAAGCUGGGACAGCACAGGGACUGGGGAUGGUGAGGGAGGAGCAAGGGGACUCCUGUGUCCCAGCAGCUCCUCUUGGGUCCUUCAGCUCUGCAUACAAAUGCAUCAGUUGGUGCCCGCUCAGGGCUGGUGUCACCUAGCACAGUGACAGUCCCCAGUUUGCCAGCACUGGGGCAGAAGCUGCUUUUCCCCUUGUGCCCAUGCAGGCACCACGCUGCUGUCUUGCCCAAAUGCCCUUGCUGGCUCUGCUGCUUCCCUCAAUACCUUCACAUCCCCCCCCCCGACCCCGGACGGAUGCGGCAGCUCGAGCUGCGGAUCUGAAAGGCCAAUAAAGGUUGCGUCGUUUGUA
This is a messenger RNA of Pogoniulus pusillus (Red-fronted tinkerbird), 1773 nucleotides long. RefSeq names its product gap junction protein beta 3 (gene GJB3). Lineage: Eukaryota; Metazoa; Chordata; Aves; Piciformes; Lybiidae. Bases 367 to 1137 code for a protein of 256 amino acids. The transcript is spliced from 4 exons. Gene Ontology annotation, cellular component: connexin complex. Gene Ontology annotation, biological process: cell-cell signaling. Gene Ontology annotation, molecular function: gap junction channel activity. The record is from RefSeq and is a predicted model, not a curated record.